Temnothorax curvispinosus is the source of this 643-nucleotide messenger RNA. It is a transcript of the gene ave, whose product is annotated as protein aveugle. NCBI's taxonomy places the organism in Eukaryota, Metazoa, Arthropoda, Insecta, Hymenoptera, Formicidae. Gene Ontology annotation, biological process: cell surface receptor protein tyrosine kinase signaling pathway. The record is from RefSeq and is a predicted model, not a curated record. Gene Ontology annotation, molecular function: protein binding. The coding region runs from base 131 to 460 and encodes 109 amino acids. Gene Ontology annotation, cellular component: cytoplasmic side of plasma membrane. The transcript is spliced from 3 exons.
CACCUUGACGGCUUGACAGGAGCAAUUUGCGCAUCAUAUGAUUUCUACAACGUCUAGUUUGUUAUGACACUGUUCAUCGUUUUUUAUCGCGACGCAUUUUGGUUUUCCGCCGUCAAAGAGCGGAAACACGAUGGUAGAGGAGGUCGUUAAUUCCACCGUCAGGACGAAAAGUAAGACAACCCGGCCACGUCCGAUAUACCUGUGGAACGUGCUAGACGUGCAGAAGUGGCUUAGACGACACUGCAGUGACUACUAUCAGCUGUACUACGAGAAUUUUCUGCACCAUGACAUUACGGGAAAGACAUUGUUAAGAAUAAAUGAGAAUAGCUUGAGACGGAUCGGUAUCGAUAAUGAACAGCACAGGAUGGACAUAUGGAGGGAGAUUAUGAAACUGCAUCUGAAAACAGACAUGCUAGAGAUUAAGGACAUUGAGCGACGUAGUAAUACGAAGCUUGACUGAUUGUGAGCCAUAAACCUAUUAUUACGCAGCUACAUCUUUUUUAAUAUAUAUUGUUGCCUAUGGUACAUAUAUUGUAUAUAUACAUAUGUAUAUAAUAUUUAAUAUAUUUAUUAAAUAAUAUUUAUCUUAGAAACAUGUAAUUUUCAUUGUGUAACUUAUAAGAAUAAAACAGAUUGAAUCUGA